Striga hermonthica is the source of this 399-nucleotide messenger RNA. The record is from the annotation of a GenBank genome assembly. Lineage: Eukaryota; Viridiplantae; Streptophyta; Magnoliopsida; Lamiales; Orobanchaceae.
AUGUCUGAUAUCACCAAAAGAGAAUUUGCUGAGCUCGCCCUUGAUGGAAGUAAUUACUUAACGUGGGCUCUUGAUGUCGACAUUCACCUGGCUUCAUUUGAUUUGAGUGCCACAAUUGAUCCUACAUCUCAAAUCAUCACCUUCAAUUUCACGUACAGAACAUCGCCCGCCAUUGCUGCUCAGGAGGAGCUUGACCAACGCGCCAUCUUGCCGCUCCCGACGCGUUCCAUAAUUGCCGGAGCUCCGAACAAAGAACCGAGCGCCGUUGAAGAGAGAAGACCGGAGCUGCUGUCGCCGGGCAGGUGGAAGAAAAUGCUCGGAAAAUUGUCGGACCUCGCCAUGCCCAGCGACCUGGACGUAUUUUCAUCACCAGGAGUCGACUGGAUGCCGAAAAUUUGA